GUUGGGUUCGUGUCGACAGAUCUGCGAUCAUCAUUUACAAUGGGCUUCAGCGCGCUCGUGUCCGCGUGCGCGUGUGUUUGUGUGUGUGUUUAUGUGUCUGCUGCACCGCUGGGAGACGAGGCUGAAAACGACAGACCGAUCAUCGGGAUUUUGACGCAAGAAGUGGACAGUGAGGUUAUGAAAAAGUUCGGGAACACAUACAUCCCUUCAUCAUAUGUGAAGUACAUUGAAUCUGCUGGAGCUAGAGUUGUGCCAAUUAGGCUAAACCAGAGUUUUGCAGAACAUGAAAAGCUCUUCAAGUCAAUAAAUGGUCUUUUUCUCAUCGGAGGCGCAGUGAAUCUGGAGACGUCUGACUUCGCUCGCACCGCAGGCUUUUACUUUAGACUUGCGCUCAAGGUGAAUGAUCAAGGCGACUACUUUCCCAUCUGGGGAACAUGUCUGGGGUUUCAGCUGCUCACUGUGCUGGUGGCUGGAGAAAACCUGCUGAGUAAAACCACUGCAGAGAACGUCACAUAUCCACUCAACUUCAGCUCAGAGGCUCUAUCUAGUCGGAUGUUUAGUAGCUUUCCAUCUGAGCUCCGCAGAGCUCUGUCUCAGGAACCGCUCACUGCAAACUUCCACCAUUACGGAGUGACUAAAGAAGCUUUCAUGAGUAAUAAGAAGCUGACUGGCUUAUUUUCAGUCAUCUCCACCAACAUUGCACAAAAUGGCGUUGAGUUUGUUUCAACCAUAGAAGGCAGAAAAUAUCCUUUCUACGGUGUUCAGUGGCAUCCAGAAGUGAACCGCUUUCAGUGGAACCCGCAUUACAGCUUCCCUCACUCCAGCAAUGCUGUUCACGUGUCUUCAUUACUGGCUCAAUUCUUUGUAAAUGAGGGAAGGAGAAGCUCUCAUCGGUUCAGUGACGCGGCAGAAGAAAGCGCCGCACUUAUUUACAACUACAAUCCUGUUUAUGUGGACAAAAUCUCUGCAUAUGAACAGUCCUAUUUCUUUUAAAGACACAAGAGGAUGCUUUUUGCACAACAAAUGGAGCCUACUAUAAUAAUGACAGAUAUACCUCAUAUUUAAAGGAACAGUUCACCCUAAAAAAAGCUAAAAUUGAGGGGGAAUAAAUGAAAAUGUAGUAUAUUAGUAUUAGGAUGUGUUCAUUUGUGUUCAACAGAAGAAAGAAACUCAAGUAGGUUUGGAACAAGUGAAGGAUGAGGAAAUUAUGACAAGAUUUUUAUUUUUGGGUGAACUGUCCCUUUAAGAACAUAAUCCAGCUAACAGGCAAUGUUUUCAGAACGUUGUGUCAAGGUUAUGAACAGUUUUUUCUUUUAGUAAUGGGAACAAGCUGUAUUCUGUCAGUGCUAUCUGGUCUUAGUAAUAAUAAGUAAUACUAGUAUCCGCUUGGGCAUUUAUGAAUUGUGUUCAAUCUGGGGUAAGAUGGAGGAGGCGUUGAAGAUUAAUCCAAAGAAUCUUGAUGAACUCUGGGAGUCCUGCAAGAAGGCUUUCUUUGCCAUUCCAGAUGACUUUAUUAAUCAGUGAUUUGAGUCAUUGCAGAGAUGUAUGGAUGCAGUCCUCCAAGCUCAUGAUGGAGUCAGACACAAUAUUCAUUCUGUUUCCACUGCAGCAUGAGCACAUAUUCUAUACUGGACAUUAUUGAAGCUUCAGUGAGCAGACUUUAGUCUAAGCAGAGUCAGACCUUACUGUCCUAAUCAAAUCAUUAAUAAUCAAGGCAUGAUCAUAUUUUAUUGUGGUCAAAUAAGCGUCAUCUAGAGGCCUUUACCUUUCAUAUAAGCCACUUCUUGUAUCAAAAAAUCAACUCGAAGUCAAGAUAUGUGUUGUUCCUAACAACUUGGAUAGACGACAAGGCUUUUGUCAGGUAGUGUACAUACUGUAGACCUACUAAAGUGUAAUAAACUCUAAAUUACUAUAGUAUUUUU
Molecule: messenger RNA, 1922 nt
Organism: Danio aesculapii
Lineage: Eukaryota; Metazoa; Chordata; Actinopteri; Cypriniformes; Danionidae
Gene: gghl
Product: gamma-glutamyl hydrolase
Exons: 9
Coding region: 40-993 (317 amino acids)
Biological process (GO): tetrahydrofolylpolyglutamate metabolic process
Cellular component (GO): vacuole
Molecular function (GO): gamma-glutamyl-peptidase activity
Source: RefSeq, a predicted model, not a curated record